AUGCCCAAGAGAAAGGCUGAAGGGGAUUCUAAGGGCAAUAAAGCCAAGGUGAAGGGUGAACCUCAGAGGAGAUCCGCAAGGUUAUCUGCUAAACCUGCUCCUCCAAAGCCAGAAUCUAAGCCUAAAAAGGCCCCUGCAAAGAAGGGAGAGAUGGUACCCAAAGGGAAAAGGGGGAAAGCUGACGCUGGCAAGGAUGGAAAUAACCCUGCUGUAAAUGGAGAUGUCAAAACAGACCAGGCACAGAAAGCUGAAGGUGCUGGGGAUGCCAAGAGAAGUGCAAACUUUAAGGCUCUGCUGGCAGCAGGCUCUUGUCUAUCGCCUUAUUAUCAGACCCCCAUUAGUUCACUGGGAAAAACAUUACUUGUACCCCGUAGGAAAAUACAGUUGGAAACUCUCCGCUUCGCUUUUCCCUACUUCGUCUCUCUGGUUAAUUCCUUCAGAACUCAGUCCUCCUCCUCAGGUGAAAACUUUAAAACCUAA
Messenger RNA from Chrysochloris asiatica (Cape golden mole), 480 nucleotides. Its product is annotated as non-histone chromosomal protein HMG-17-like. Bases 1 to 480 code for a protein of 159 amino acids. Gene Ontology annotation, cellular component: nucleus; chromatin. Gene Ontology annotation, molecular function: nucleosomal DNA binding. The transcript has 2 exons. Gene Ontology annotation, biological process: chromatin organization. Lineage: Eukaryota; Metazoa; Chordata; Mammalia; Afrosoricida; Chrysochloridae. The record is from RefSeq and is a predicted model, not a curated record.